CGCGUCCGAUCGGGGCCCGAUGAACAUCGUCAAGGGCGUCGCCGAUCUCCUCCGCAAGUCCACGCCCUCCUCGCCGGCCGCCGCUAGCGCCAGCGGCGGCGGCGCCGUCGGAGGCGGCGCGGGCGGGGGUGGGGCCGGGGUCGGCUCCCCCUCCGCCGACAAGCUCGCCGCCGCGCCGUCCCCCAGAGUCCGCUUCAGUGACAGCGGUGAGGAAGGGGUCUUAAACACGCUUUGGCACAAGUACGAGAAUGCCAUCGACAAGGCUGAAAAGAAAAAGUCCCUGCAAGUAUUUGUCUUGCAUUUCAUACAAGCAUUUAAAGACUGGGAGCCACACCAUAUUGAUCUAUCAGUUGACCGGGAAUCAGCAUCGAAUGAUACAGUUUUAGGAUGUUCUGGUGGGCAUCCUUCUGAGGUCAUCCUUAUUCUUGUUCAGGAGAUCACUCAAUUAACUUCAUUUGUCACUGAGAGCAGCAGCUGUCCAGAAUCCUCUGCCAAUCUCUCAGAGCAAUCCACAGACCUGGGAUUAAGUACUGAAGUGUUGACUGUUUUGGAGUGCUUCACUAUUGUUACUCGCUCAGUGCAUAACUGUAGAGUAUUUAGUUAUUAUGGAGGUGUACAGAAGGUUACUGCUCUUUUGAAAGCCGCAGUUGUAAAGCUCAAGACCUUGACCAGUUUGCUUGCCGCAGAUGAGCAACUGUCAAAUAAAACUGUAGAAAAUAUGAGGAUGAUGCAAAAGAUUCUUGUAUACAUUGUUACAAUAAUUUCAAACUUUAUGGAUCUGGAACCAGCUGCAACAAGGAUUUCACGGGUCGUCAGUACCACUGUUCCUACCCCGCCAAAUAAGUACUUGGCCACAGUUACUCCCAAUACUACAAGAAGAUAUGUUCCUGAUAGAAAUUGGCAGCAGAAGGCCAUUGUUUCAGUUAUGGAAGCUGGUGGUGUCAAUUGGUUAGUAGAACUUUUAAGGGUCAUUCGAAGACUGAAUUUGAAAGAGCAGUGGACUGACUUGCCACUUCACUUUAUAACUUUGUAUGCUCUGAGAUCAACAAUAUCUGAAAAUACUCGUGCGCAGAAUCAUUUCAGAAGCAUCGGAGGGCUGGAGGUUCUGUUAGAUGGACUGGGACUACCAUCAAGCAAAUUUUCAGUAUCAAAGCAGUCUUUUGUCCCUAGUGAUGAAAGGAGUGACAUUCUACAGCUCCAGAUACUAUCUUUGGAAAUUCUGAGGGAAGCAGUUUUCGGUAAUGUCAACAACUUGCAGUUCUUAUGUGAAAAUGGGCGGAUACAUAAAUUUGCGAACAGCAUCUGCUGGCCUGCAUUUAUGUUUCAGGAGUUUAAUCAGCAGAAAUUUCUUGAUCCUCAAGUGCCCAACUGGAAAAUCGAUAGACAAAGCACAGGGACUUCAGCUACAUUGGAAUCUUUCCCAAGUCCUGUUGAUAUUCUCGAUACAACAGAAUGGAAUGAGUAUUCUGUGAAGUUAAGCAUGGCACUUUGCUCCUUUCUUCUUCCUCCUAAUGAGAUCAGGUACUGUCCUGGGGCAACUGUUGUUACCCAAAUUUCUCUAUCCAUCUCAUUGGCGUACUGGGAGCAAUGUGUAAGGUGGAUCAUAAAGAUUCUUUCAACAGUUUUCCCAUGCAUCAAAGCUUGUGCUAGUGACACCGAAUUACCUAACCAUAUAAUGAUUCUUGCAAAUAGCCUACAGAAUUAUAUGCUCUGCACAUUUAGGAAGGUUCUCAUUUCAGCACCCGUUCUACUCAAAUCUUUCCGAGAGGAGGGUUUGUGGGAUCUGAUAUUCUCAGAGAAAUUUUUCUACUUUGGGUCAUCUGAGGAGUGCAUUCAUCAUAUUGUUGGUGACACACAAAGUGAUCAUUUAAUUGAUGCUACUGAAUCAACUGGUUCCAGAAGUAAUCUAGCGGAUGUCAACGUCCUUCAGUCAGAAGCUAUUUCCUUCUUGGAGUUUGCUGCAACACUGAAUGAAAAUACAAAUAACCUGCCAGAAUGCUCAGCAUUGUUAAAUGCACUUGAAUAUUGCACUAACGGUCCUGGAUUAGUUGGUGCUAUUCUUAAGAGCUUUCAUGUUAUCCUACAACUCGCCACUGAACAAACUCUAGCUUCUUUCAAGUCAUUGGACGUGCUUGCCAGAGUCCUGAAGGUUGCAUGCCUUCAGGCACAAGAAUUAAGGAAGUUAAAUUGCAGAGAUGACUUAAGUGGAAAUGGUUCUCAACCAGAAAAUGUUCUGAUGCCUUCUUUGGAUGAGAGAAUUAAGAAUACUCGUAGAUGUGUUGAACUGGCUUUCCACCUUUUCAAGGAAUAUGUCAAAAUAUCUGACCAUGGAAGGACUCUAGUUUUACAUAAUGCAAAUUGUAUUGGGUGCCUAUUUGAUUUAUUCCAAGAAGAAAACCUCCGGAAACAUGUACUCGAGCAAGUUCUUGCCUUAUAUAGGUUGCCCCCAUUAUCAUCACAAGAUCAUGCAGCAAAGUUGCAACUAUGCUCCAAAUAUUUAGAGACCUUCACUCGUGCCAAAGAAAAGGAAAAGGACUUUGCAAAAUUAUCAAUUGAUCUAUUAGUUAACAUGAGAGAGAUCAUUUUGAUAGAUCGCGUGUAUUACCAAAAUCUGUUUCGCAAUGGGGAGUGCUUCCUGCAUAUAGUCUCUUUGUUGAAUGGAACUUUUGAUGAAGCAGUUGGAGAGCAAUUGGUCCUUAAUGUCCUUCAGACGUUGACCGAAUUACUUGCUGAAAACGAUGAAUCCAAGGCUACUUUCAGAAUGCUGGUUGGUGUGGGCUACCAAACACUUCAAAGCUUGCUACUGGAUUUCUGUAAAUGGCUACCAAGUCGGAAACUCUUGGAUGCCCUACUUGGCAUGCUUGUCGAUGGGACAUUUGAGAUAGAUGAAAAGACAACAAUAAAGAAUGAAGAUGUAAUUAUACUAUUUUUAAAUGUUCUACAAAAGAGCAGCACUUCGCUUCAGCAUUAUGGGCUUGUGGUCUUACAGCAAUUGCUCAAGGGGUCCAUUACAAAUAGAACUUAUUGUUUCAAAGCAGGAUUACUUAGUUUUCUCCUUGACUGGUUUUCAGUUGAGGAAAUGGAGGACACAGUCAUCAAAAUUGCUGAGUUAAUUCAGAUUAUCGGAGGACAUAGUAUUUCUGGAAAAGAUAUACGAAAAAUGUUCGCUCUCCUGCGUGGUGAGAAGAUUAGUGUCAAGCAGAAGCAUAGUUCAUUGCUUUUGACAAGUCUUAGUCAUAUGCUCAAGGAAAAGGGACCUGAAGCUUUCUUUGAGUAUAGCGGUCAUGAUUCUGGUAUUGAAAUAAAAUCACCUGUUCAAUGGCCUUACAGUAAAGGUUUAUCUUUCUGCUGUUGGCUAAGAGUGGAAAAUUUCCCUGACAACGGUAUGAUGGGGCUUUUCUCCUUUUUCACGGAAAAUGGAAAAGGAUCUUUAGCUAUGCUUGGGAAAAAUACUCUAGUCUAUGAGUCAGUCAGUCAAAGGAAUCAGUGUGUUUUGUUGCCUCUAAGCCUCCCAACGAAGCAAUGGAAAUUCCUUUCUGUUACUCACACAAUAGGGAGAGCUUUCUCUGGAGGAAGCCAGCUGAGAUGCUAUGUAGAUGGUGAUUUAGUAUCAACGGAGAAGUGCAGGUAUGCAAAAGUUAAUGAAGUAAUGACUCGCUGCAGUCUUGGCACAGAAUUGAUGCCCAUUGGUGAAGAACCUACUUCUCUUGGUUUUGAGGGCACUUUUGCCUUUGCUGGUCAAAUGGGCCCCGUUUAUGCAUUUUCCGAUGCUCUCUCUUCUGAACAAAUAAGAGGCAUAUAUAAUCUAGGACCUAGUUAUAUGUACUCUUUCCUUGGUGAUCAGAACUUGCUUAUGAAUAAUGACUCACUGUACAAGGGAAUUUUGGAUGCAAGGGAUGGUAUUUCAUCAAAGAUGAUUUUUGGCUUGAAUGCUCAGGCUAGCAAUAAUAGGACUUUGUUCAAUGUGUCCGCUGUACUUGAUAGUGUUGACAAGAGCAAGCUUGAGGCAACCAUCAUGGGUGGCACAAAGUUAUGCUCGCGCCGCUUGCUGCAGGACAUAAUUUAUUGUGUUGGCGGUGUCUCUGUAUUUCUUCCACUUCUGAUACAUUUUGAUGAAGCCAUCACCCAUAGUGGAGAAUCUGCCACUGGUGAUGAAUUGGCAGGUCAAGUCAUUGAGCUUGUUGCAUCUGUUCUGGAUGGAAAUGUAGCAAAUCAGCAACAGAUGCAUCUUCUUUCUGGAUUCUCCAUUUUAGGUUUCUUGCUUCAAUCUGUUUCAGCGCAGCUGCUAAAUUUGAAGACUCUUUCAGCACUGAAGUACAUGUUUAAUGUUUUGACGAACUGCGGUAUGUCAGAAGUUCUAUUGAAAGAUGCUCUUUCACAAAUUUAUCUGAACCCACACAUCUGGGCAUAUUCAAGUUAUGAAGUACAAAGAGAACUUUAUUUGUUUCUUAUACAGUAUUUUGAGACUGAUGGGAAAUUGUUACCAAUAUUGUGUGGGCUCCCUAAGAUCAUUGACAUUGUACGCCAGUUCUAUUCAGAAAAGUUAGAUUCUAGGUCUUCUAAGCCUUUACUACAUCUGGUUACUGAACAACUGAUUGGAGAGAGACCGCAUAUAGAAGAAAUUCGGAAGAUCCGUGUUCUCCUCUUGAGUCUUGCAGAAAUGAGCUUAAAGCUGAAGGUUUCUUCACAUGAUAUAAGAGCUCUUGUGUCCUUUUUCGAGAAAAGUCAAGAUGUUGCAUGUAUCGAGGAUGUACUUUACAUGAUUAUACGUGCCCUUUCACAGAAUUCACUUCUAUCAUCUUUCUUGGAGCAAGUGAAUGCUGUUGGUGGUUGUUACAUUUUCGUCAAUCUUCUUAAAAGGGAAUUCGAACCAAUCCGUCUACUGGGGCUUCAGUUUAUUGGAAAGCUUCUUGUUGGAGUUCCAUCUGAGAAAAAAGGACCAAAACUCUUUGGCCUUCCUGUAGGACGACCUAGAUCCGUUUCUGAAAAUAUACGAAAAGGAAUAUCAGCAACACCCCAACUGUUUUUCUAUUCAAUAUCUGAAAGACUUUUCAAAUUUCCACUUUCAGAUCAUUUAUGUGCUACCUUUUUUGAUGUUCUUCUUGGUGGAGCCAGCCCUAAACAGGUCUUACAGAAACGUUCCCAAUCUAAUGAGUUAAAAGAUAGGAGCAGUACAUCAGUAGUGAGCUUGGCUCCAUUUUAUGUUCCUCAGAUGUUGGUCUGCAUUUUUAAAUAUAUGCAAUCUUGCCAAGACGCGUCAGCACGCACAAAGAUCUUGAGUGAUCUUCUGGAUUUGCUCGAUUCAAACCCCUCAAAUGUCGAAGCCAUUAUGGAGUAUGGCUGGAGCUCUUGGCUUGAGACAUCUGUGAAGCUUGAUGUCUUCAGGAACUACAAAUCAAUUUCAAAAGAGAAGGAUAGUAAUUUGGAGACCAAUGAGCUAAUUCUUACAAGGAACAUGUAUUCGUUAGUCCUCUCUUAUUGCUUGUGCUAUGUGAAAGGUGGCUGGCAUCAGCUGGAAGACACAGCAAAUUUUCUUCUCUUGAAAAUUGAGGAGGGGCAGUUACCAAAUUUGUGUCUGCUGCGAGACAUCUUUGAAGAUAUCAUUGGAAGCCUGCUCGAGACAUCUCCCGAUGAAAACAUUUUCAUUUCACAACCAUGCCGUGAUAAUAUCUUGUAUCUUUUGAAGCUGAGUGAUGAAUUGCUUGUUGAUCAAAUUGGAAUUAAACUCCUGUUUCACUCACCUGAUGUGAAUGCACAAUCUUCAUCUGAUGGCUCACAGAAAGAUGACAUUAGCUCUGCAGUUGUAGAAAUCAUAAAUGCUGAGACAAAUGGCCAACCUACAAGUCUUUCUUGGAGUAGCAACAUAUUUUCUGAUGGAGAUGAGCUGACUGAUGAUUGGUGGAGCUUUUAUGACAAAAUAUGGACUCUUAUUUGGAACUUAAAUGGCAAAGGACAAAACAGAUUGACACCGAAGGGAUCAAAUGCUUCUGUUCCAUCUAUCGGACAAAGGGCACGUGGGCUGGUAGAAUCUCUGAACAUCCCGGCUGCAGAAAUGGCUGCUGUAGUUGUAGCUGGGGGCAUUGGUACCGCAUUAAGUGCAAAGAACAAUAAAAUUACUGAUAAAGCCAUGAUGUUAAGAGGAGAAAGGUUCCCAAGAAUCAUUUUCCACCUCGUAAUUAUGUAUUUAUGCAAAGCUGGGUUAGAAAAUGCAUCCAAGUGUGUCCAGCAAUUUAUAACAAUGCUUCCUAACUUUAUUUCGGAAGAAGAUCAAUGCAAAAGCAGACUCCAUUUCUUAAUUUGGUCUUUACUAAGGGUCAGAUCCCGGUAUGGGGAACUUGAUGAUGGUGCACGUUUCCAUGUUAUGUCCCAUCUGAUUCUUGAAACUGUCAUAUAUGGAAAGUCUAUGCUUGCCACUAGCAUGUCGGGCAGAGACGAUUCUGCUGAAGCAAAUAGCAAUAAGGAGUCUGGGUUCAUUCUUAAUCUUGUUCAGAAAGAUCGUGUUCUUGCCAUGGCUGCUGAUGAAGUGAAGUACAUGAAGGAUGCUAAGGCUGAUCGCCUAAGGCAGCUCCAGGAACUAAAUUCUAAACAUGAUGAGCGCUUGAUUGAAGAUAUAGAACAACUCCAAAGCUUUGAGGAUGAUAUACAGUUUGCCAAGACUGCUGCAAUUUCUGCAGAUGACAAUAGAAAAGCAGCUUUCAAGCUUGCAUUCGAUGAGGACCAGCAAAUUAUUGCAGAUAAAUGGAUACACAUUUUUCGUGCUUUGAGUGAUGAAAGAGGACCAUGGUCUGCUAGUCCUUUUCCAAAUAAUAUGGUGACACACUGGAAACAUGACAAGACAGAGGAUAAGUGGCGGCGGCGGCUGAAGCUCAAGCGUAAUUAUAAGUUUGAUGAACGCCUUUGUCAGCCACUGUCCACCAAAUCUAGUAACGAAGACACUACCCCAUCUGUUUAUCCGUUUGUUAAUGCCAAGCUUCCAGAAAAGAUGAAGCGCUUCCUUCUGAAAGGAGUGCGCGGAAUCACAGGGGAUAUUAGUUCUGAAUCAUGUGAGGAUAACAAUGAAACGAGUGAGCCUUCUCAGAAUAAUCCAGCAGAUAACCAGGCAUCAAGUGAUGCUGUAGAUUCUGCAGACUCUUCAGGGUAUCCUACUAUUGUUCAAAAUAGGAAAGAGCCAUUAUCUACUGGUGGAGAUAACGAUUAUGCUGAGGUGCUAUCUUCCGUUCAUUGUGUUCUUGUAACACCAAAAAGAAAACUAGCUGGACAAUUGACUAUCACACGAAAUGCCAUGCAUUUUUCUUUCGAGUUUCUGGUUGAAGGCACAGGGGGCUCAUCUGUUUUCAACAGGUUUCAAGAUAAAAAAGAAUCAGAUUCCAAGAAUGAGCUGGGAAGUGUGGAAAAGCUGAAGAGUAAUUCUGAUGUAGGACGAGGCAAUCAGGCUGAAUCUGGUGAUGCUCUGCUGAAAAGUCAAUCUAACAAAAUCAAACACCAUAGAAGGUGGAAAAUAACCAGGAUAAGAGCAGUUCACUGGACACGUUACCUACUACAGUAUACUGCAACAGAGAUAUUCUUUGAUGAUGCAAAUGCACCUAUAUUUCUUAAUUUUUCCUCCCAAAAUGAUGCUAAAAUUGUUGGGUCUCUUUUAGUUUCCCUGAGGAAUGAUGCUUUGUUCCCCAAAGGAAGUACGAAAGACAAAAAUAGUGUGAUUUCGUUUGUUGACAGAAAGGUCGCAUUGGAAAUGGCUGAGAGUGUCAGAGAAAGUUGGAGAAGAAGAGAAAUCAGCAACUUUGAGUACCUAAUGAUUCUGAAUACUCUUUCUGGACGAUCCUACAAUGAUUUAACUCAGUAUCCUAUAUUUCCUUGGAUAUUGGCCGACUAUUCGUCAGAAAAGCUUGAUUUCAACAAGUCAUCUACUUUCAGGGACCUGUCAAAGCCAGUUGGUGCACUGGAUGCAAAACGCUUUAAGGUUUUUGAAGAUAGAUAUCUUAGUUUCUGUGAUCCUGAUAUACCAAGUUUUUAUUAUGGAUCACACUACUCUAGCAUGGGAAUUGUUCUCUAUUACCUUCUAAGGCUUGAGCCUUUUACUGCUCUACACCGCAAUCUUCAGGGUGGUAAAUUUGACCAUGCAGAUCGUCUCUUUCAGAGUAUUGAAAGCACAUACAGGAACUGCCUGUCAAAUACAAGUGACGUUAAAGAGCUUACACCUGAAUUCUUUUACAUGCCCGAAUUUCUUGAAAAUUUAAAUUCGUAUCACUUUGGGGUAAAGCAGGACGGUGAACCUUUAGGUGGUGUUGGUCUCCCUCCAUGGGCAAAGGGUUCACCUGAAGAGUUCAUUCAUAUCAAUCGAGAGGCCCUUGAAAGUGAAUAUGUAAGCUCUAAUCUUCAUCACUGGAUUGACCUCAUAUUUGGUUAUAAGCAGCGUGGCAAGCCUGCUGUCGAGGCAGCAAACAUAUUUUACUAUUUGACAUACGAGGGUGCAGUUGAUUUGGAAAACAUGGAUGAUAUUUUGCAGAAGUCUGCUAUUGAAGACCAAAUUGCAAAUUUUGGACAGACACCCAUUCAAAUUUUCCGGAAGAAACACCCAAGAAGAGGACCUCCUAUACCAAUUGCCCACCCACUAUAUUUUGCUCCACAGUCGAUAACAGUUACUUCUGUUGUCCCUAGUGCAAUCAACUCUUCAUCAUCUGUAUUGUUCAUUGACUUGUUGGAUUCAAAUGUUGUCUUAAUGAGUGAGGGGCUCAUACUGUCAGUAAAGCUUUGGCUAACAACACAAUUGCAGUCUGGUGGAAACUUCACGUUUUCUGGAUCAAUGGAACCUUUCUUUGGAAUUGGCUCUGAUGUUAUUUCUCCCCGAAAAGUUGCUACUUCCUUGGCUGAAAAUGUUGAGUUUGGAAGACAAUGCCUAGCAGCUGUCCAAAUUCAUGGCGAUAACUAUUUGAUUUUAUGUGGUAAUUGGGAGAACAGUUUCCAGAUCAUUUCUCUUAGUGAUGGAAGAAUUGUGCAGAGCAUCCGGCAGCAUAAAGAUGUUGUCAGCUGUGUUGCAGUUUCAUCUGAUGGAAGUGUAAUUGCAACUGGAAGUUACGACACAACUAUUAUGAUCUGGCAUGCAUUCCGAGGAAGAUCAAAUGACAAAAGAUCGAAGAAUGCAAAUAAUGAUCUAUCAACUAAGGACCAUGUUAUCAUCGAAAAUCCUUCUCAUAUCUUGUGUGGUCAUGAUGAUAUCAUCACAUGCUUAUUUGUUAGUACGGAUCUAGAUAUUGUUAUCAGUGGAUCAAAAGAUGGAACUUGUAUAUUUCAUACAUUGCGUGAGGGGACUUAUGUUCGAUCCAUUCGACAUCCGUCAGGUGCUGGUCUGUCAAAGUUGGUGGCAUCACAGCAUGGCAGGCUAGUAUUUUAUUCUGAGAGUGAUCUCUCGCUGCAUAUGUAUUCCAUAAAUGGAAAACAUAUUGCUUCAUCAGAAUCCAAUGGCCGCCUCAAUUGCAUGGAACUAAGUUGUUGCGGAGAGUUUAUGGUAUGUGCUGGUGAUCAUGGACAAAUCAUUCUGCGCUCUAUGCAUUCUCUUGGUGUUGUUUGGAGGUACGAGGGAGCUGGGAAGAUAAUAACGUCUUUAGCUGUGACUCCUGAGGAGUGCUUUUUAGCUGGAACCAAGGAUGGUAGCCUGAUUGUAUUUUCAAUAGAAAAUCCUUUACUUCGCAAAGGUGGCAUACAACGGAACAAGAUAAAAUCUUCUUUAGGCUAAGUGGUGUAUCGAGGAACAUUGAUUAGCCCUCCUCGCUGCACAUUCUGAACAAAAGAUUGCCGGCAGUAAAUGUAAAAGAGAACAGUUUGUUACUCCUGUACGCAUGUACAUACAACAUUAGAUUGAGGAGUUAGGAUUCUGCAGAAUGCCUGAGCUGAUCACGCAGAUAAUUCUUCUAACUGAAGUCUGAAGUAUGGAUACACGAUACAUUUUGUUUUGACUCCCAAGACAAGCUUGGAUACGGACAUCCUCCUAGUAGUGAUUGCUUCGGUCCAUCAUAGUUUUCACCUGGUGAUGGACUGUUGGUUCUAUAGCGAGUGUAAUAUAACCUUCUGCGAUGUUCUUAAUAGUCAGGGCGAGCAACUCGCUCCCCAAUAGAGUUUGCCUGUAUGUAUUAGAUGCCAUUGCCAUGUAGUUACAAAACUGUACACUGUACACUGUACAUGGAAGCUCAUCUUAGUGGGAAAAUAAGCGGCAUGCUUCCGAUUUCUUC
This is a messenger RNA of Lolium rigidum, 10226 nucleotides long. Its product is annotated as BEACH domain-containing protein B. Bases 20 to 9733 code for a protein of 3237 amino acids. Gene Ontology annotation, molecular function: protein binding. Lineage: Eukaryota; Viridiplantae; Streptophyta; Magnoliopsida; Poales; Poaceae. The record is from RefSeq and is a predicted model, not a curated record. The transcript is spliced from 40 exons.